AAUGUUAAUAACAGUGACAGAAAUAAUAAAUCGAUAAUAGAUUAUAAUAAUAAUCAAAAUACAAUAUUGUUUUUUAAAAUAUGGAGAAACUCAGUUUUAAGAGAAGAAAUUUUAUCAUCACUACGACUGUAUAAUAUUCACUAUAACAAAAAAUUUAAUUUCAAAAAUAUGAAAGAUCUAUCAAGAUAUAGGUUUAAAAAUUUUAUAUCAAGUUUAUCAAUUUUAGACCAUAAUACAACUCUCGAAAUCGAAAACAAUGGUACCACAGAAAUAGAGGAAAAUGAAGAUGAUGAAUAUGAUGAAUACGAAAUUUUUGAAGAUGAUGACACCUAUUUUAAUAACCACAAUACUGGUGAAAUUAAUAAACUAUUCAAAUAUAGUUUACCGUCAAACUUGGAAAAGCUAUUAAUAGAAAGUAUAACAACAAGGAUAUGUAAACACUAUAAAAUCGAAAGAAUGCUUCCUAGUUCAUUAACCCAUAUCGAGUUUAACAAUUUUAAUAGAGUCAUACCAGUGGGCGCUUUCCCCAAGGGUCUGAAAACUAUAGUAUUCGGUCCAUUGUACAACCAACCUAUACUACCUGGUUUACUUCCACCCAGUUUGACAUUGAUAUCAUUUGGAUACAGUUUUCAACAAAACAUUCAAAAUAAUACAAUUCCUAAAUCAGUGACCCAUAUGUAUUUUAAUUUAAACUAUUCAGGUAUAAUAUAUCAAGUAUUGGACCAUUGUACAACAUUAGAAUAUAAAGUAAUGAAAGCAAGAGAUCUUUUAGAUAUACCAAAAUAUUGCCAAACUUUAGAGUUUAUAAACUUUAAUGAGCAUAUUCAUCCAAAUGUAAUUCCUCCAAGUGUCACAAAAAUUAAUUUUGGUAAUAGAUUUAAUUUACCAUUGGGACUAAACUCGUUGCCUCCAAACCUUAGAUCACUUUCUUUCAAUAAAAACUACUCUCAAAGAAUACCUUUUCUUAGUAGCACCCUAACCGAAUUAACAAUGGGUGAUUAUCCUCCAAUUUCCUGGCCCCUUUCAAUUACAAAGCUAAAAUUUGGUCAAUUUUACAACUCAACAAUGCAUUUAUUACCUAGAAGCCUAACCCAUUUAGACAUCUCGGAAUUUUCAAUUAUUUAUGAUAACUAUAAUGUAUCAUUCCAACCAUACUCUUUACCAAAAAAUUUAACCUCAUUAACUCUAGGUGAUUAUUACACUCAAGUCAUACCAAAAAAUGCAUUGCCAGAUACAUUGUUAAGUCUAACACUUGGUUCAAAUUUUAACCAUUCAUUUAAUCCUCAAUUCUUACCCGACAGUUUAACUUUCUUAUCUCUUGGAAGCUCUUUUAAUCAAGAUUUAUCAUAUGAAAAUUCUCUACCAAAAAAUUUAAAAAUAUUAGUAUUGCAAGGUAAAGCUUCACCAAUUUUAAAAUAUUCAACCCUACCAAAAAAUUUACAACAAAUU
Molecule: messenger RNA, 1449 nt
Organism: Dictyostelium purpureum
Lineage: Eukaryota; Evosea; Eumycetozoa; Dictyosteliales; Dictyosteliaceae
Exons: 2
Source: RefSeq, a predicted model, not a curated record